UGUAUCCUUAGUCCUUACCGGUUUCUAGCAAUUUUGGUCUCUUACUGCAAGUUCAAUUGAAAUUUUGAAUCUGUCGUUUAGUGACAAAAGUUUAAAGUAAUAAAAGUGUAUAAUAAAAAUUUGAAUUAGUUGGUAAUCCGUAAUGGACAAAUUAACGUAAAUAAAUAGUAUUUGAUUACUCGUUGAUUUAUACUGUUUAUUGCAACUACACAUUUUGAACAGCCUAUGUAAUAAAAAAACAAAAGAAGAAAAGUAUUACUUGAAGUACAGUUGCAGUAGAAAGGUACUACAUUUCACCAUGGCUGUCAACGAGUCAUCGUCAUCAAUUAAAUUAUCAUCAAACAGUAUUGCGGACUUGGUCAGUACAAGUAAUCAAGACAUAGAGAUGAUUCAGAUAGUGAACAAAUGGGUUGAUGUAUUCCAGGAAAAUCCAAGGAUUGGAACAAUAAAACUAUUAGCUGUUCUUGUCGAUUGCCUAGACAUAGAAGUUUGCACUAGUGACAUUACAAAUUUCAACUCCGACGAGAUGUAUAUGAAAAUAACUAACUGUCUGAAUACAUUGAACACCAACGGCAGGUUGCACUCGGCCGAAACAAUAAAGAAAUUACCAAGUGUAAUUAAAACAUUACAAUUUCUGAAUUCUAUCUUUAGUCAGCACAGCAGUUUGUUUUUGUCUUCGACUGAAUGUAAAAACUACUUCAUUUUUUUGCGAGAUAUUUUUGUUAGAAUGUCGCAAUCAAUGUUUCCGGGACCGAGGCUCUUGGCCACGUAUUUCGGCUUAAAAAUAAUUACUGGUUUGAUGCAAUCCGAAUCAACAGUACUGAUAAAUGGACUGGUUAUAGAGCUUUUGGAAGAAUUCAUGUUUAAGAGAUGGAAAGAUUCUUCAUAUGUAAUAAGAGAAGCUGUACUAUCAGAACUUGAGAUAUGGUUGCAAAUAAAUCCCUCAUUUUUUAUUAAUCAAUUUUGGAAACAUAUUUAUUACGCAUUGUGUGAUAAAAGUUGUUGCGUGCAAAAUAUCGCUUUAAAGAUUUGCAAAUACCUUUUUACCUAUCAUUAUAACGAUUUAGAUGUGAAGCGUCUGAUCCAAAAACUUUUGUCAGUUUUAACAAAUUUGUUAUUAUCUAAAAAUGAAGACGUAGCCAUUUCCGCUUUAAAGGCUUACUCUAUAUUAGAUAGUGACGAUACCGAAGAAUAUUCAUCUACAAUCGAAUCGAUAGCUUUAGAGUUGAUUUUUUCUGAAAACUCGAACAUUGCUUGUUACGCUGGCCAACAUUUCUUCGAACAUUUCGUUAAUACAGAACCUAACCGUAAAGACCGUUUGAAAUUUUUGGUAACAUUUUUAAGUGGAGUUCCACAACAUUUGUCUGCGAUCGCCAAGAUUUUCUUCUCCGAUGCUAUUUAUGAAAUUUGUCCCGACCUCAAAGACUAUAAGCUCAUAGCCAAAGUGUUGAGUACAGAAAAUUUCUUAGAUCAAAAUGAAAAAUGCAUUUUAGCCACUCUGUUGAUGUACAUAGUAAAAAGAGAAAUUACUGGUGUCGGAUCUGAAUUGAAAACGGCCAACAUGGGAUUUGUUAUGGACAUAUCGGAGAACCACAUCAAUAAGGUGGAGAAAAGAGAAUUUACCGCUAGUAUGUUAUCAUGUCUGUUGAAUGAAAUGAAAAACUGUGAGUUGCACACUUAUGCGUUUUCACUAUUAGUUUUAAUGCAAUUUGUUGACUAUAAAUUAGACAAAACGGCGAUACCUAUUAUACUUGAGCAAUUGUCUAUAUUUUACAACACAUACGAUGUUCCGACUCUUUUAGAAAUGGUUUCGAGAAACAUUUAUUCAAUAUCAUUAUGUUUUAAGCCCUUGGAGUAUAACUUUUGUUUAGAACAUAUUAAAAAUACAGCUCGUGUCAAUGUCGAAGUAAUAAAAAGUGGAACUAUAAUGCAUCACCAAGAAAACUCGGCUUUACCGAGCUUGCUGUGCCAGAAAUUGGCUUUAAUCAGAAUUUGGUCACUCGCGAAAUACAAUCAAAUACCCGAAGAGCUGAAUACGUUAUUGUACUUGUCGUAUUACAUACCAAAUUUAAAGGAUUCUCAAAAUAAUUUGGUUGUUUCAAAGUUUGCGUUUUAUGCAUAUUUUGAAAUAUUGAAAAACAAAUUGAGAACUGAAUCUGAUAUUGAAGACGAUGCAGCCAAGUUUAUAGAAUGUAUGUUUGGUGUCAUGAAAACUUACGAUGCACAAGUGUUCGAACUUUGCGAAUCGUCGUUUAUAAUUGUUGAACAGUUUUUACGAAUCCAAAAUUCCAUUCAGAAGCCGUACGAACUUGACAGCAAUCAAAAUCAUAUACUAACAGCGUUUAUGUUCAACGUGUCCAAAAAUGAUGAAUCUGAUGAUGAUGUGAACACAAUAAAGUUACUCGAAAUAUAUGUUGGAUUGAUUCAAGACGAGUUGAUCGACAUAAGUCACUUAAUCACGUUACUGCAAUUUAUUCAAAUGGAUAUUUUCGAGCAAGCGUUGAGGCCCGUUUUCAAUAUGUUUUGUACUAGAGAAACGGGAAAUAAACUAUGCAACAUCAUCGACAUAUUUUUGGUGUACAUGUUUGAAAACAUCACUUCGGAGAGCGAAAAUUUUGAAGACAUCAAAUUCAAAGACGUGAUAGAAAUAGCUUCCAUAAUAGCUCGGCUAAUAAAUCAGUGCAAUGAUAAAAUCGGCAAGCGUUUAGUGUCGACUUACGUCCAUCGGCAUGGAAUACAAUACGCUAUGGACGAUACUUUGGAUUAUCCUUUCAAACAGUUCUUUUGGGUUCUAUGUUCAAUGUGUAAUUCACUAUCGCCUUACGACGCAGAACAAUUAGCUAAUUAUUUAAUCGAUGACCCCAAGAUAAAAGAGCUGAUCAACAUUGGAAAUGUUCACGCUCUAACUUAUUUGUAUAGAUUACAAGAAAGAUAUGACAAAAAUUUAAAUUCAAGCAGAACUGAAUGACGACGACCAUAUUUAAAACAACCUCUUACUUUUGUUCAUCUUUUGUAUCUAAUUGUAAAUGUGUUAAAUAAUUUUGUUAUUUGUUAAAACAAAUUUUUAUCGUAAUUUCUAAUAGAUUUUUUCUUAAUAAAUGUUAAUAUUAGGAAACUCGAAAAUACUGUUAAAUAAUAGGGCUAUAAUUUG
Messenger RNA from Adelges cooleyi (spruce gall adelgid), 3151 nucleotides. RefSeq lists its product as uncharacterized. The coding region runs from base 299 to 2968 and encodes 889 amino acids. Gene Ontology annotation, biological process: sister chromatid cohesion. NCBI's taxonomy places the organism in Eukaryota, Metazoa, Arthropoda, Insecta, Hemiptera, Adelgidae. Gene Ontology annotation, molecular function: chromatin binding. Gene Ontology annotation, cellular component: chromatin; nucleus; cohesin complex. The transcript has 18 exons. The record is from RefSeq and is a predicted model, not a curated record.